Messenger RNA from Anopheles aquasalis, 1458 nucleotides. Its product is annotated as L-dopachrome tautomerase yellow-f2-like. The record is from RefSeq and is a predicted model, not a curated record. NCBI's taxonomy places the organism in Eukaryota, Metazoa, Arthropoda, Insecta, Diptera, Culicidae. Gene Ontology annotation, cellular component: extracellular region.
CCGAUCCAUCCGGGGGUUCUUAAUACUUUUGGUGAACUUGAAACGACUCGAUAGGUGAUGGUUUCUUCUAGCGGCUUUGUUGCCGCCUUGGUACUUACGAUCGCUGCAUUUCGAUCUGCGGCCAUAAAGUUCGAAAAAGUGUUCGAAUGGAAGCAGUUGACCUUCGCCGAUCUUCCGGAACUGAACGUAUCUGAAGGUGCCGUAAAUGAAACGUUCCAACCGUAUGGUAACAUGCCGAUGGGUGUGGUACAUCAUAAGCAACGGCUGUUCAUCAGCAUCCCUCGUCGGCGGCCAGGUAUUCCAGCUACCUUGACGGUGAUCGAUCUAUCUACGGUAUCACAUGGUAACCGAAGUCCUCCACUGCAUGCUUACCCUUCCUAUUCCGUUAACGAGUUACAGCCUGGCUACCGUUCGGACCUGAACCGUCUCGUGUCGGUGUAUCGAACGAGGGUGGAUGCUUGCGAACGACUUUGGUUCGUCGAUACGGGCACCCUGAACUAUCCCGACAAUCCGGUGCAAGUGCAAAGGCCUCAGCUAUGGAUUAUUGAUCUUAGGCACGACCGGGUGGUUCAUCGUUACCUGAUUCCGGAGUCCAUCGUCUUCGAGGGCGGUGCACUGGCCAGCUUGACUGUCGAUGUGGAACCGAGUGACUGUGGCCGAGCGUAUGCCUACAUUCCCGAUCUGGUCUCGAACGCCAUCUACGUGUACAGCUUGCAGCACGAUGAUAUGUGGGCAUUCAGGCAUUCCUCAUUCGCGUAUGAUCCGUCACGAAGCCAGUUUAACGUAGCAGGGUUGCGGUACGAAUGGGAUGACGGCAUUUUUUCGAUCGCGAUCGGUCCGAACGAUACAAUAGCCGGGUCGAAGUUGAUCUUCUACCAUCCAAUGGUAAGCACGACCGAGUUCGGCACGUACGCUAGCGUGCUCCAGAGCAAACGAAUUGCGAUAUCGGACAACUACGGCGAGUUGUUUCAACCGCUGGGAGAGCGUGGCCCCAGUACACAGUCUACGAUGCAUCACUAUGAUGCUCGAACCAGUGUAUUGUUCUACGCACAGGUCGCCCGAAACGCGAUAGGAUGCUGGAAUACUCGGCAAUUCUAUGGUCCGGAUAGCCACGGCGUGGUACACCAGGAUAACCGGGAGCUGGUAUAUCCGAGUGAUCUGAGCAGUGAUUCCCACGGGACACUGUGGGUACUGACGAACAACAUGCCAAUAUGGAUGUACUCGCGACUCAACGUAAGUGAUUACAACUUCCGUGUUUGGAAGCAAAGCCCAACCCUUGCCAUCCAUGGAACGAAGUGUGAUAAUUGAGCAGAUCUUUACACGCUUGAUGAUAACAUGUGAGGUGGGUUGAUCAUAAGCUAAGAUUGUCGAAGAGCCGACCAUGGCGAUGCGGGAUAAAGACUUUAUUGUGAAUAUUGAAUUAUUCGAAAUACAUUUGAUACCACUCAGCGAUAGUUG